Penicillium bovifimosum is the source of this 861-nucleotide messenger RNA. Its product is annotated as class I SAM-dependent methyltransferase. The coding region runs from base 1 to 861 and encodes 286 amino acids. The transcript has a single exon. The record is from RefSeq and is a predicted model, not a curated record. Lineage: Eukaryota; Fungi; Ascomycota; Eurotiomycetes; Eurotiales; Aspergillaceae.
AUGGUUGAUUCCACUGAGAAUACCAAGACUCUGUUCAGCUCUCCUUACCUUGUCGACUACUACGACUUACUCCAUCCGAUUUCCGAUUCCGACGAUGCCACCUUCUAUUGGCGAGUCUACCAAGAGCUGCGGUCACCUCUUGUCUCAGCCCCCAGGGAUCCGUUUAUCAUCAUGGACCUGGGCACCGGUAACGGACGUGUGAUUCGGGCUAUUGCAUCUUAUGCAACUCUCACUGGUGAUGAUAUGUACAAUUGCCGAAUCCUAGGAGUUGACAACGCGCCACACAUGCUGGAAAGGGCUCGUCAGAACGAUAACCCAUUUUUCAAGGAACAUGUCUUCUGGUACCUCGGUUCGGCGCUGAACCUGGAGAAAGUCAUGUCUCAGAGUGGUUUUGGCAAGGUCGAUCUUUUGAUCUUUUCCCUCGGCUCAAUAGGCUAUUUGACGCAAGAAGGCCAGCUGAGGAUGUUCCUGAGACAGCUAUCCAGGGUGCUUCGUCCAAACACUGGACGGGCAUUUGUCUCUAUCUAUGAUUGCUUUGCUCUCCAAAAGAUGGAAGCUGCCCUACUUCAACCGGAGGACGUUACCAAGACUAAAAGUACUGCUUUUGCCAACAUCGUUUAUCGGGGGUCCAAUCUUCGCAGCGAGGUGACGGACAAGGUCAGAGAAGCGAAGUUCGAUCUUCAAGUGCUGGAAGUCACGGAGAAGGGUGAGAAACUCCUGGAGACGAACAAAGUUUCCAUGAAGUUGCGGCAGUGGGAUAAGGAUGAGCUGGUUUGCAUGGCUACUGGGACAGGUGUCAGGUUCGUUGAAAGCUUUACAGGCAAGCAGGAGACGAUUUGCGUCUUUCAGACUGAAGCAUAG